Messenger RNA from Protopolystoma xenopodis, 1476 nucleotides. NCBI's taxonomy places the organism in Eukaryota, Metazoa, Platyhelminthes, Monogenea, Polystomatidea, Polystomatidae. The record is from the annotation of a GenBank genome assembly.
CUGAAAGCGGUGCGCGCAUUUCGUGUUAACCUAGUCGACCUCGACACUCGUCAAGGACUGGCCGCGGCAUACCAACAGCAACGCCGCGCUCGUCACCAGCGCCUCAGACAACACCAACACCAACACCAACACCAACACCAACACCACCAGCAGCAUCAGCCCCACGUCCAGCGCCAUCAUCACAAUCAUCACCAUCAGCAACAUCAGCAACAUCGAGAUGUGAAUCGGCGUCAGCUUAGGUCGGGGCUAGCAGUGCAACCGGCACCUCUUCCCACCUGUACCGCCGACAACAAGCAGACACUCGUUAGGCGGGGCCCGGAAUGCCAGCUCGACUUGCCCCCGAGGCUGAAAGAGGCAGAAACAGGCGAGUUUGAUGCCACCGUCUCAGACUGCAGGGUUGACGGAGACAAGUCGGCCAGAGAGGAGGCCACCUCAGGCACAGACGCCGACCUCGAUGCUGCAGCACAGUCUGCUCGGGAGCGACGAUAUUUCUCGUCUCUUCAUCCACAACUGCGGCACACACGUUUGACCGACUCGGCGGCAACAGACUCACUCGACGCCUUGUCGCCCACGUCGACCAGCGACACGGAAACCGACGCCAUUUCCGGCUUUGCGGCGCCUGAGACGACAACUGCCGCCGAGAUAAAUGCCAAUUUGAGCGAUGACGGCACCGGAUUCGAGCCGGUUACGAGUGAAAAAGCCGCUCUUCUGACCACUUUUGAAGAGGACAACAUGUGUACAGUUGAAGAGGAGCAGGAAGAUGAGCAAACGGUUAACCUUGACUCUCUGGCCGAGCACGAGGACACCUUGUUUACCCACAUUCGGAUGAAUACUUGGCUUGGCGAAGAUGCACCUCUCUUCUUUCCUGGACGCGGACUGACGGGCCAAGAGGAGGACUCGCGACACCGAGACUCGGAGCCGGUAUCUCAUUCACGACAGGUUUACGGGACCAAUCAGACGGAAGAUGUGACCGACAUUUCGCGUCGGCCAGCCCGGCCAGCCGGUCAUGGUGGUGACCUUGCCGCUUCCGAUUUGGUCGAGUUCAUGGCUCCUGUUCAGUCGCCCUCGGACGAGCCUUCAAGCAGCCUCAUCUGCUCGUCUGUUCUGUUUCGAGAAAACCAAUCCGAGCAGUUUUUCCGGCCGUCAAAGAACGCCAGCCUUGACGACGGCGAGCUGGACACGAGUUGUCCCAGUCCGCCGGCUUGGCUGUCCGUCCUCGGCGACUCGGGCUCCCCGCCAGUCCAUCCGGAGUCUCGAGAACCACUCUUCUUUCCACGAGGUCCACCGAUGCGGCCACUUCCGAUUCACGCCUCGCAAGCGGCGACCCGACCCGUCUCACGCCCCUCUUCGGUGGACUCGAACGAAGGCCUGCCUCAAUCACCGGGAUUCGGGCCCAGAUCCGCUGCCCGACGCUCCAGCAAGUCGCCAGCCCCUCCGCCUCCAUCGUUUCUUCAACGAGUUGCAAAGCCCUAUUGA